AAAAAAGGCUUCAAAUAUAUUUGUAUUGAUAUUUGGUGCUUUUACCGGUUCAAUGGAAAUAAUAAAAUACAUCGUAAAUAUGUAUUGUAUAGGAAUAUUCCUUCCUGUGAUGGGAUACAAUAGCAGGAUUCCAUGGUAUCAAAAUGUGUUUAACGACAAGAAUAAUAAUCGUCAAUUGCAAAGAGAUAUGUUGAAUGCAGAGAGAAAAGACGUCCUUGAUUUAAUUGAUACAAUCAAAGUUUUAAAAUUCACUCAAUACAUGGAUGGUAAGAAGAACGGUAAACGUAAUUGGGACCAGUUUGCUGCUGCUGAAAAGGAAGACGAUUAUCUGGACAGUGAAAGUGAAAGAUGUCUGAAACUAUAUGAUAAUUUUGAUACAAAAUGUCGAGUAGUGGAAUUAUAGGGCUACGACAGAGAUGUGUAACUUUUAAUCCCAUAAAGAUAAAUAGAAUAGAGUUUAGAAUAUAAUUUUGUAGAUAGGAUAAAUGAAACUAUAUUUUUUGGGAGAACUCAUCCUUUAUGUUUAUCAAUAAUCUGUGCAUAUUUUGCAGUUCUCAUAGCCACAAUCCCAUAUCUUUUCCUUUAUUAUGACUUCAGUCAACGCAGAAUGUUAAGAACAACGUCUUUCCCCUAAUUGUUGUAUGUAGUUUUAGAAUUGAAAUGCUUCAUUAUUGCUUUCUCAAUGACUUCCACCCAACACAUUCUCUUAUUAAAAUUUUAAAAGUUGCAA
Mytilus californianus (California mussel) is the source of this 730-nucleotide messenger RNA. RefSeq lists its product as uncharacterized. The coding region runs from base 53 to 403 and encodes 116 amino acids. Lineage: Eukaryota; Metazoa; Mollusca; Bivalvia; Mytilida; Mytilidae. The record is from RefSeq and is a predicted model, not a curated record. The transcript has 4 exons.